Messenger RNA from Cryptomeria japonica (Japanese cedar), 1807 nucleotides. RefSeq names its product E3 ubiquitin-protein ligase PUB23. NCBI's taxonomy places the organism in Eukaryota, Viridiplantae, Streptophyta, Pinopsida, Cupressales, Cupressaceae. Gene Ontology annotation, molecular function: ubiquitin protein ligase activity. Gene Ontology annotation, biological process: protein ubiquitination. The transcript has a single exon. The coding region runs from base 215 to 1438 and encodes 407 amino acids. The record is from RefSeq and is a predicted model, not a curated record.
UCAGAGAAGCUCAAAGCCCGUUGACAUUGUACACAGAUCGAAUCAGAUUCAGGGUAUGUAAUCAUAUAAGUUCACCAUUAUCGUUUGCUGGGCAUUGAAGAAAAUUGUUCAUUAUUUAAAGAGAAAGCAUAAAAGCAUUCAAAAACUAUCCAGAAAUAGAAAGAAAGAAGAUAAAUUUAAGUGCUGUGUGGAGGGAGAAACACAAAGAAAAAUUAUGGAUCCAAAUGUGGAAGUGCCAUCUUAUUUUAGAUGCCCAAUAUCUAUGGAGCUGAUGAGAGAUCCUGUAACAAUUUCUACAGGAAUGACAUAUGACAGGGAGAGUAUUGAGCACUGGUUUUACACAUGCAACAAGAAGACGUGCCCUGCAACCAUGCAAGAAAUCCAGAAUUUCGACAUGACACCCAAUCAUACACUGCGCCGCCUAAUUCAGGGGUGGUGUGUGGCAAACAGCUCAAAAGGGGUGGAUAGAAUUCCAACUCCAAGGCCUCCUGUUGAUUCUCUGCAAGUUUCAGAUCUAUUACAACAGGCAGCCAGAUCAAAUCCUUUUCAGGCCAUUCAAGCGCUCAAGAAGCUUAACUUGCUUAUUAGGGAGAGCCAGAGGAAUAGAAGAUGCAUUGAGGCAGCUGGACCAGGACCCAUUCUCAUACCUCUUCUUGCUAAGUGGUGCCCAGAAGAGAUUGAGAGUGAAAAUUCUAAAAUCUGUGAGGAAGCUUUGGGGAUUCUCCAUCUGAUCCUUCUAUCACAGGAUUCUGCAAGGUUGGUAUCUGAGCCCAGGGCCAUGAGAUCCCUAGGGUUGAUUCUACAACGUGGAAAUAGCCACGCAAGAUUGCAUGCGGCCAUGCUAUUGCAGAACGUUGCGGUGCAGAGGGUUGAUUGGGAAGUGAUUGUUAGGCAGAAUAUUAAUGUUUUGCAUGGGUUGGUGGAGAUGUUGAGAGAAGAGUUUUCUCACCAGGUGACUUUGUCUGCAUUGGAUGCUUUGAAGGCCAUGUGUAAGUUCUCUAGAAGGAAUAAGCUUAGGGCUGUAGAUGCUGGUCUAGUGUUUGUUUUGAUCCAGCUUCUGCCUGAGGCUGAGGGGCCCAAAGCUGAGAAAAUCCUGGAUCUUUUAGAUAAGGUGAUUGAUUGUGCUGAAGGAAGGGCUGCCAUGGCAGAUCAUGCCAUGGGUAUUGCUGCUGUUUCAAAGAAAAUGAUGAGGGUUUCUGAAUUUGGGAGGAGUAAAGCUGUUCGAAUUCUCUGGUCGCUCUGUAGUUUUGCACCCAUUGCUUCUAUUCUGAGGGACAUGAUUCAGUUUGGAGGUGUGUCAAAGCUUUGCCUUGUGCUCCAGAUGGAGGGAGGGGCUAAGAGCAAGCAGAAGGCCAAAGAGGUACUCAAAUUGCAUGCAAAGAGCUGGUUCAACUCUCCUUGCUUUCCUUUGCAUUUAAGGAAUUAUGUUUCCAUGUGAUCACUCAUGUUAGAACAAUCUGGCUAUGUUGAACACGGUUAGGAAACUGAAAGUUAGGGUUUCAUCUGCCUUUUUUUUAUAAAAACAAUUGGUUUCUCAGAAAAAGGAUCUAACUGUUUGUUUGACAAUUUCUGUGAUAAAUCAGUAUCACUAUACCAAUUAUUUGACAACUCUGUGAGACAUUUAUUGUGAUCAACUGGUCUCAGUGCUAUGGUGCUAAAUGUUGUAUAGGAAGGAAUUAGAGACAGUUGAUUUUGAGUGAACUAGUGGGCUCUUGGCAUACAAUUUGAUAAAUUGUAAAUACUUAUUCAAAUCAAUGUUUAUGAAGGAUAUUGAUAUUCUCUCAGCAUUUUAAAUUAAAUUUGUUUA